AUGCUGCUAUCGAACGUAGCGGUCAAUCGUACGGUUGUCCACACCCAGCUCGUGUCGGGAAGCCGGUCCGCUCUUCACGCCCUGUCUCGGACAUCACACUCAGUGCCAGUGACACACACCCAUCAACGGAGACACAUCUUUUCACACAAACGCCGGCUGUCGUCCUCGACCCUCGCGAUCCCGUUCGCUCUCAGCAACACUAACUCCGCCACAACCGCUCCUCUUCAGUUUCUCUCAAAUGUGUCUCUUUGUCGAGUUACUCCAGGAACGAUCACCACUAGUGCUAAAGCUACCGCCCCCAAUCUCGACAAGAUGAGCGCCGAGGCGGCCACAACAGCUGCCCAGGCUUCCGCAAGUCCGGUGGAAGACUCCUUUCUGAAAAAGGCCGUUUCGUGCCAGUCGGAAACAGAAAGAGAAGCCGUCAUGGCAGCCCGAGCAGCAAAAAAGGCCCUUAGAGAAACCAAAGAAACAUGGUGGGCACCCUACGUUGCCCUGACUAAACCCCGGCUGACCGUUCUCGUUGUUCUCUCGGCGAUGUCGUCCUACGCACUCACUCCGGAGGCUGUUUCGCUGACUAAUCUACUGUUCCUGACGGUGGGAACUGCUCUCUGUUCUGGAUCUGCCAAUGCUAUCAACAUGGGACGUGAACCCGCUUACGACUCGAUGAUGACUCGAACUCGAGGUCGACCCGUUGUACGUGGUGCAGUCACCCCAAACCAGGCAUUCACCUUUGCUGGCAUCACAGGUACCGUGGGAACCGCGGCUCUCUAUUUUGGAGUCAACCCGACAGUGGCCAUUCUGGGUGCGUCCAACAUUGCGCUCUACGGAGGUCUAUACACCACCCUCAAGCGAAAACACAUUAUUAACACGUGGGUGGGAGCUGUGGUUGGAGCUAUCCCCCCUCUCAUGGGAUGGGCGGCUUCUGGAGGAUCUCUUCUGCAUCCCGGUGCUUGGUGUCUGGCUGGACUUUUGUACGCAUGGCAGUUUCCACAUUUCAACGCCCUGUCGUAUAGCAUCCGAGACGAGUAUAAAAAGGCCGGCUACGUGAUGACUGCAUGGAAGAAUCCCGGCCUGAACGCCCGAGUCGGUCUGCGGUACGCACUGCUCAUGUUCCCUCUCUGCGUCGGACUCUCCUACUACAACGUAACCGACUGGUGGUUUGUUCUAGACUCGUCGGUGCUGAACGCAUGGAUGGCAUGGUGGGCUUUCAAGUUCUGGCAACAGGAGAACGUCAACAUUGCCCUGGCUGCUGCAGGAAAGCAGUACUCACAAAACCCAUUUGCCCGGAAACUGUUCUGGGGCUCAGUCGUGCAUCUUCCCGGUGUGUUGCUGCUGGCCAUGAUCCAUAAGAAGGGCCAGUGGGAUUGGUUGUUUGGACCCUCCGAGGAUGAGAAGAAAAAGACUCUCAGCAGCUAA
This is a messenger RNA of Yarrowia lipolytica CLIB122, 1416 nucleotides long. RefSeq lists its product as uncharacterized. Lineage: Eukaryota; Fungi; Ascomycota; Dipodascomycetes; Dipodascales. Gene Ontology annotation, cellular component: mitochondrial membrane; mitochondrion. Gene Ontology annotation, molecular function: protoheme IX farnesyltransferase activity. Gene Ontology annotation, biological process: heme A biosynthetic process. The record is from RefSeq and is a predicted model, not a curated record.